Messenger RNA from Cladophialophora immunda, 3214 nucleotides. RefSeq lists its product as uncharacterized. Bases 475 to 2481 code for a protein of 668 amino acids. The transcript has 4 exons. The record is from RefSeq and is a predicted model, not a curated record. Gene Ontology annotation, biological process: protein phosphorylation. Gene Ontology annotation, cellular component: nucleus. NCBI's taxonomy places the organism in Eukaryota, Fungi, Ascomycota, Eurotiomycetes, Chaetothyriales, Herpotrichiellaceae. Gene Ontology annotation, molecular function: protein kinase activity; ATP binding.
UAAUGGCAAACUGGAUCGCUGGGCACCCGUCAAAGUGCAAACCUCACUUCACCUCAGUCUACAUCAUCGCCGUCCUCCACCACCUUGUCCUUUCUCAACCUGACCGGCAUCAAUUUUAUUCUUCGUCAUUUACUCCAGUCUCUUCUUCUUCGUACCUCCCUAUUGUCCCUUUGAACGCAACGACCAUGAGCGUGGAUCUGCUGCUGUAGGCGUUUCCCGCCUGAAGUUGUGCGUCUCCACGUUUUCACCCGAUCCUCGAACUCCGCCUCGACAACGACCUUCUGACGUUCGUCCUUCCUCCUGUGGCUCUAUCUCAUCGUCUGCCAUCGAACUCUACCCUUUUCUCGCCGCCUCAGUGAAUUUUGAGACCGUCCACACGACCAUUGACCCCUCCAGACUCUCGCAUGUUGCUCUUUGCAGUUGGUGAUAUCUGGGUUGUCGAGCCACUCCCACAAAAACCCGGCCUGGAACGCCAUGUCUACACCCUCGAUAGCAACCACCCUUUUACCUGCUCACCAUAGCCAGUAUGGUUAUGCUCAUCAAAAUCUAUACUCACCGAGUACCCGCCCGUACCCCACUACCAACGCAUUACCUGCACCCCAACGGCUGAACACUUCGUUCCAUUCCUACCCGGGCACCGCUCAAUACCACCGACCUCAGGAAUCCCCAGCAAUCUCCUACAGGGGGCCGUCAAACGUUUCUACAAUGCCUCCAUCCCAAUCGACCUCCACCCUAUCCGACGCUCACCUCAGAAGACAACCGGACUGGAAUGAAUUUUACAAGAAUGGAGUCCCAAAAGAAAUCAUUGUCAUCGACGACGACAGCCCUGAGCCGCAAGGGCCAGGAGAUGCUUCAAAAAGGCAGCAGAGAGAUGAUGCAGGGGGUUACAGUUCGAAUGCAGGCCGAAAAAGAAAAGUUGACGACGGCUACGAGAUCGAAUACACAGACAGCCCGACAUAUUCGACGCACCCGACUAAAUUUGGUGCAUCAUCGUCGUCUGCCUCUUAUCAUUCUGGUGACCGAACCACUUCCCUCCAGACCGUCACUGCGCCAACCUCACUCGAAUCCUAUGGCAGCAACACUGCUAGCAACAGUUAUGAAGAUGUCAGAGUAGGACAAAAGCGGAAGAGAAUAACAUCCCAAAAAGAGACUCGGGCACAAGCAGCAAAGAGGAAACAACAAGAAUCCGCAUCAGACGCUUUUGCAGACUACAUUCCCCCAACCAAACCUUUACGAAAAGCCCAGGAAGUUCACGUACCGGUAAUACGUGAUACAGAAAAGCAUAAAAAUCUGAAGGUGGAUGACGAUGAUGGGCAUUACAUCGUCACUCCUGGCACGAAACUUGCUGAUCGAUACGAGAUUAUCAAACUGCUUGGGCAGGGCACUUUUGGCAAAGUGGUUGAGGCGUUCGAUUCCAGAAAGAAGACAAGAUGCGCUGUGAAAAUUAUUCGAUCUGUGCAGAAGUACCGCGAUGCUUCUCGUAUCGAGCUGCGUGUUCUUACUACACUUGGUUUGAACGACAGAACCAAUCGCAACAAGUGCAUCCAUCUGCGCGACUCAUUCGACUUCCGGAACCACAUCUGCAUAGUCACAGACCUUCUGGGACAGAGCGUGUUCGAUUUCCUCAAAGGAAAUGGCUUUGUACCCUUCCCAAGUUCGCAAAUCCAGAGCUUUGCGCGUCAACUAUUCACCAGUGUGGCCUUCCUGCACGAUCUGAACCUCAUCCACACAGAUCUCAAACCUGAAAACAUACUGCUGGUUCACAACGCCUACCAGACCUUUACGUACAACCGUUCGAUACCUUCAUCGUCUCAUACAACGUCAAGAACUGCUCGACAACGCCGUGUCCUUCUGGACAGUGAGAUUCGUUUAAUAGACUUUGGCUCAGCCACCUUCGAUGACGAAUAUCAUUCCUCCGUGGUAUCGACCAGGCAUUACAGAGCACCCGAAAUCAUUCUGCAACUGGGCUGGAGUUUCCCCUGCGACAUUUGGAGCAUAGGAUGCAUCAUUGUGGAAUUUUUCACAGGUGACGCAUUGUUCCAAACGCACGAUAAUCUCGAGCAUUUGGCCAUGAUGGAAGCAGUAUGUAAUGGCAAGAUCGAUGCCAAACUGGUCAAGCAAGUAUGCUCGGGAGGUCGUGGAGCCAACGCAAACUCCGCCGCCAAGUUCUUCAACAGAGGAAAGCUGGAAUACCCUAACAAUGAAACGUCAAAGGCCUCUAGGAAAUAUGUCAAGGCGAUGAAGCAUCUUCAUGAAUUCAUACCAGCCACGAGCCCUUUCAACAGGCACCUUCUCGAUCUGCUGAGGAAGAUUUUCGUAUAUGACCCGAAAAAUCGGAUCACGGCAAAAGAAGCCCUCAAACAUCCUUGGUUCAAAGAAACCCUUGUUGACGACGGUACCGAAGCAAUUCGGAUACGUGAAGAACGCGCUAUUCAGACUGGAGCCGGCCCAGAUCCGAAACGACCGCGAAUGAAUCAAUAACAAACGCCGGCAGGCCACGCAUUACCUCCAGAAAGAUGAUCGUGUUAAUGAUGACGCUGCGGAAAGGCUGAGACUUCCGUGUCAUGACAUGGCCCAACGCCGUGGCCUGAUGCUACAUGUGUCGGAUUCGAGACUGAGGACGAUAAUAAUGAUUGAUUGAUCGGAUUUGGAAACUUAACAACGCAACUCCAUACUGGGAGCUGCCGUUGCGUCUCAUCAGAGAGCGUAAGAACGCUUCGUCGGAAUGCCUACGCCCAUUCGGGAUGGAAAACCCGCUCAACAGGCUCUCGACAAGUGCUCUUUGUCCAAAUCAACCCUGUAGGAGAACUGUGGCCGAAUGUUUUACGUUUGCUUGAAGGAACGAGAAUGGGGAUCACAGUGCAUCCCAAUGGUCAAUCGGUGCCUCCAGACGGCCCGUGUCCUUUUCCAGGCCUGGAACGGAGUGAGAGGAACGAGAACCAAAUGCAGAGGACAAAUUUUUGAGGGAAAUACGACGAGGGCUAGACAUGGGCAUGAUUGUUAGCCUUGCUUUUACAUAGCGAUAGUGGCGGUGUGUUGCUCACUGAUAGCGAAUAUCUUUCCUGCUCCCCGGCAGAGUCAAGGACAUAUGGACAGUAGACCGGAAGAUGAAAAGUUAUGGUCAGAAACCAAAAACCGCUCCCUUUCGUUGUCGUCGCUACUUGAUGAUAUCCUUUGCUUCCGGCACCUACGUAGCUACACAGGGGCGCCUCAG